Lycium ferocissimum is the source of this 4138-nucleotide messenger RNA. Its product is annotated as ABC transporter B family member 15-like. Gene Ontology annotation, molecular function: ATP hydrolysis activity; ABC-type transporter activity; ATP binding. Gene Ontology annotation, cellular component: membrane. Gene Ontology annotation, biological process: transmembrane transport. The record is from RefSeq and is a predicted model, not a curated record. Lineage: Eukaryota; Viridiplantae; Streptophyta; Magnoliopsida; Solanales; Solanaceae.
AAGGCCUUUCAUUCCCCAUGACUAUUAGGUCUCUCUCCCUCUAUAAAUAACUCACAUAUAUGAGUUGUGGUUUAUUGAGUUAUGAACUGUCUCUAUAUUUGUUCAGUGUUUAAUAGCAUAGCAACAAAAGGGUAGUUCAGAAAAUACUUGAGGAAAAGUUGUCAGAUAUCAUGACUACGAAGAGUAAAACGAUGAUACAAAAGAAAAGCUACGGUUCUUUUCGGUCAAUUUUCAUGCAUGCCGAUAAAGCCGAUAUUUUGUUGAUGACAUUAGGAUCUUUGGGGGCGGUUAGUGACGGUGUUUCCUUGCCGGUGAUGCUCUUAGUCAUGAGCAAACUCAUGAAUAAUCUUGGUGGUUCUGAUACUUCUAACACCGAUAAUUUCACUCACCAUAUCAAUGAGAAUGCUUUGGUUCUGGUUUACCUUGCCUGUGGACAAUGGGUCGCGUGUUUCUUAGAGGGAUUUUGUUGGACAAGAACAGCAGAGAGGCAAGCGUCAAGGCUACGAAUAAGAUACUUAAAAGCAGUUCUAAGACAGGAUGUAGGAUACUUUGAUCUACACGUGGCAAGCACGGCCGAUGUCAUUGCUAGUGUCUCCAGUGACAGUCUUGUAAUUCAAGACUGCAUUAGUGAAAAGGUUCCAGUUUUCUUGAUGAACGUAGCAACAUUUAUUGGGUCCUACGUGGUAGGAUUCUUGAUGAUAUGGAGGCUGGCAAUAGUGGGAUUUCCUUCUAUUAUUCUCCUAGUGAUUCCGGGUCUUAUGUAUGGGAGGGCUCUUAUGGACAUAGCCAGAAAAAUAAGGGACGAAUAUGGCAAAGCUGGAACUAUUGUGGAGCAAGCAAUUUCUUCUGUAAGAACAGUAUAUUCUUUUGUGGGAGAAAGCAAAACUAUAGAAGAAUACUCUACUGCUCUUCAAGGAACUGUAGAUUUGGGAUUAAAGCAAGGUUUAGCAAAAGGAUUAACUAUUGGAAGUAAUGGCAUAGUUUUUGCAAUUUGGUCCUUCAUGUCUUAUUAUGGUAGCAGAAUGGUCAUGUACAAUGGAGCAAGUGGUGGCACCGUUUUUGCCGUCGGCGCUGCAAUUGCUAUUGGCGGACUAUCACUGGGUUCUGGUUUGUCCAACGUGAAGUAUUUUUCCGAAGCAAGUGCAGCUGGUGAACGCGUAAUGGAAGUGAUUAAACGGGUACCAAAAAUAGACUCUGACAAUAUGGAGGGCCAAACACUGGGUAACAUAACGGGGGAAGUGGAAUUCAAACACGUUGAAUUCGCAUACCCGUCGAGGCCUGAAAGCAUAAUUUUGAAAGAUUUUAACUUAAAAGUGCCAACGGGUAAAACAGUGGCGUUAGUGGGAGGAAGUGGGUCGGGCAAGUCGACAGUAAUAGCAUUGCUGCAGAGAUUUUAUGACCCGCUUGCAGGAGAGAUUCUUGUUGAUGGAGUCGCUAUUGAUAAGUUGCAGCUUAAGUGGCUAAGGUCUCAAAUGGGUCUAGUGAGUCAAGAGCCUGCACUUUUUGCGACUACAAUUAAAGAAAAUAUACUUUUUGGGAAGGAGGAUGCAUCUGACGAACAAGUCAUUGAGGCUGCCAAAGCUUCUAAUGCUCAUAAUUUCAUUAGUCAGUUGCCUCAGGGUUAUGAUACCCAGGUGGGAGAGAGAGGUGUACAAAUGUCGGGGGGACAGAAGCAGAGGAUAGCUAUAGCAAGAGCCACAAUCAAGUCACCUAGAAUACUCCUCCUAGACGAGGCAACCAGUGCACUCGAUUCUGAAUCAGAACGAGUGGUGCAGGAAGCUCUAGACAAGGCCGCUGUUGGCCGCACUACAAUCGUCAUCGCCCAUCGCCUUUCCACUAUUCGUAAUGCUGACCUUAUUGCCGUAGUCCAAAAUGGCCAAGUCAAAGAAAUCGGCUCACACGAUGAGCUAAUUGAAAAUGAAGACGGACUAUACACUUCCUUAGUCCGUCUUCAACAAACUGAAAAACCCAGUGAUGAAAUACCCAUUGUACCUACAAAUAAAAAUUUAAAUUCUGGAUUUGUCUCUGACCAUGCUAAAAAUACAAGCAGCCGAAGGCUUUCGAUUAUGAGCAGGUCGAGUUCAGCUAACUCGGCUGCGCAAAGCCGUAGAGUGGAAAAUGCAACAAUUUCCAGUACUACAGAACAAGUAUUUCCAGUGCCUUCAUUUAAAAGGCUAUUGGCAAUGAAUUUGCCAGAAUGGAAGGAGGCAACGUUGGGAUGCAUAGGAGCAAUAUUAUUUGGUGGAGUUCAACCACUGUAUGCUUUUGCAAUGGGGUCAAUGAUAUCUGUCUAUUUCUUGCCAAGUCAUGAUGAAAUUAAGGAGAAGACUAAGAUAUAUUCUCUGUGUUUCCUGGGGCUGGCAUUCUUUUCCCUUUUUGUCAAUGUACUUCAGCAUUAUAAUUUUGCAGCCAUGGGAGAGCAAUUGACUAAAAGGGUCCGGGAGAGGAUGUUAUCCAAGAUGCUUACUUUUGAAAUUGGGUGGUACGACAAGGACGAGAAUUCCACCGGUGCUGUUUGCUCUAGACUUGCCAAGGAUGCCAAUGUGGUGAGGUCUUUGGUUGGGGAUAGGAUGGCAUUACUCAUUCAAACAAUCUCAGCGGUGACUAUAGCUUGCACCAUGGGCCUAGUUAUCGCAUGGAGACUUGCAUGGGUCAUGAUCGCGGUCCAGCCUCUCAUCAUAGUGUGCUACUAUUGCAAGAGAGUGCUAUUGAAGAGCAUGUCUAAAAAGUCCAUCAAGGCCCAAGAAGAAAGCAGCAAGUUGGCAGCUGAAGCAGUUUCCAAUCUCAGAACAGUAACGGCCUUCUCCUCCCAGGGCCGAAUUCUCCAAAUGCUCAAGAAAGCCCAAGAAGGCCCACAAAGAGAAAGUAUACGCCAGUCGUGGUAUGCUGGAAUUGGGCUUGGCACUUCCAACAGUCUCAUGACAUGUACCUGGGCUCUUGAUUUCUGGUAUGGUGGCAAACUCAUGGCAGAAGGUUACAUUGGAGCAAAGGCACUCUUCCAGACUUUCAUGAUUUUAGUUAGCACUGGGCGUGUCAUUGCGGAUGCUGGAACCAUGACUAAUGAUCUAGCAAAGGGUGCAGAUGCUGUUGGGUCAGUCUUUGCAGUGCUGGAUCGAUAUUCAUUAAUCGAGCCAGAGGAAUCAGAUGGUUACAAGCCCAAGAAAAUAACGGGCAACGUCGAGCUGUGCGAUGUGGAUUUCUCAUACCCUGCUAGGCCCAACGUGAUAAUCUUCAAGGGGUUUUCAAUAAAAAUUGAAGCAGGAAAAUCAACAGCAUUGGUAGGACAAAGUGGAUCAGGAAAAUCCACCAUAGUUGGUCUUAUUGAAAGAUUCUAUGAUCCCUCAAGUGGUGUAGUGAAAAUAGACGGCCGUGACAUAAGAUCAUACCACUUGAGAUCAUUGAGGAAACACAUUGCACUUGUAAGCCAAGAACCAACACUAUUUGCAGGAACCAUAAGGCAAAACAUAGCCUAUGGAGCAUCAGAAGAAGUGGACGAAUCAGAAAUAAUUGAGGCUGCAAAGGCAGCAAACGCACACGAUUUCAUCUCAGCAUUAAAAGACGGAUAUGAAACUUGGUGCGGGGACAGGGGACUCCAGUUGUCAGGAGGACAAAAACAGCGAAUUGCGAUAGCACGUGCAAUAUUGAAAAAUCCGGGGGUGCUAUUAUUGGACGAAGCAACAAGUGCAUUGGACAGUCAAUCCGAGAAAGUAGUACAAGAUGCACUUGAGCGAGUGAUGGUUGGGCGAACAAGUGUUGUGGUGGCACACAGGCUAAGUACUAUACAGAAUUGUGACACAAUUGCUGUAUUGGACAAAGGCAAGAUUGUGGAGAAAGGGACUCACUCUUCCUUGCUAGCUAAAGGGCCGAGUGGAGUUUACCACUCUCUCGUUAACCUUCAAAGAAGGCCAAACUCUAGCAACACCUUCAUUAGUUAAUCAUCAUCAAAUGAAAUGGGUUGAUAUUCCCAAAUAAUCUUGAAACUCCACAACCUCUUUCUUGUUUCUUGUUUUCCUUUUUCUUCCCCAAAGAACUCUUUGGGAGAUUUGCUUGGCUGCUUGGAAGCCUGUCUCGCUUUAAAUGUAUAGAUAUUUUUAUAUUUAGCAAUACAUUUAACUUUACUGCUGGUUACUUCCAAUCA